This is a messenger RNA of Antrostomus carolinensis (chuck-will's-widow), 534 nucleotides long. It is a transcript of the gene MIMS2, whose product is annotated as mitochondrial inner membrane scaffold 2. NCBI's taxonomy places the organism in Eukaryota, Metazoa, Chordata, Aves, Caprimulgiformes, Caprimulgidae. The transcript has 3 exons. Gene Ontology annotation, cellular component: mitochondrion. The record is from RefSeq and is a predicted model, not a curated record. The annotation marks the transcript as partial.
CCGAUCUCCAGCAGGAUUUGGCGGUGCCGGGCCGAUCUCCAUCAGGAUUUGGCGGUGCCGGGCCGAUCUCCAGCAGGAUUUGGUGGUGCCGGGCGCUCGGUAGCUGGACCUGUCCUGUGGGCAGCAGAGGCCUUUAGUCCGGCUGGUGCAGAUGUAUCCCCUGAAAAGGCAGCCACGGAUCCCAGUGGUGAAAACAAGAAACUCAACAAAUCCCAGCAGCUGAAACAAGUCUUUAAAGAAUAUGGUGCUGUAGGGGUCUCAUUCCAUGUUGGAAUUUCAUUAGUAUCUCUAGGAAUCUUCUACCUGGCUGUGUCAAGUGGUGUGGAUAUGACUGCAGUUCUCUUCAAACUUGGUUUCAGUGAAUCAUCAUUGCAAUCUAAAAUGGCUGCUGGCACAAGCACAUUUGUGCUGGCAUAUGCUGUUCACAAAUUGUUUGCUCCAGUACGAAUCAGCAUUACUAUAGUUUCUGUGCCAUUUAUUGUCCGAUACUGCCGGAAGAUUGGUUUCUUCAAACCUCCUGCUCCAAAUCCAUGA